GGUCAGGUUACAUCCCCAAACCACAAAGCAGCUGCCAUCAGGUGCUCGUUGGCCUGUCAAUGGUUUAAGAGUUCAGUGAGUCUCUGUGACCACCAGUGACAAAAAUCUCAUUUCGUAACCGUGUCUCGCGAGGAUAUCGUCGGUGGAUCAGUGCUGGAUGCAAGUCAUGCCAAAUUAGUCCGAGAGGAAGAGGAAUUUAUGUGGAUCAAAGCAAUGAGUGUUUGAUUUUCUUUUUGAAUUAUCAGGAGUGUAUUGCUCGUAGAAUUGAUAGGCAAUCAUGCACAGAAUGAAUGGAUCCCCCAAAAUGGGGACAAGGGUACAGUGUCCAGGGAGCCCAAAGAUGGGCAGGGAGAGGAGCAGGACUCCACCAAAUCCGAUGAAAGGGCAACCAAUGAGUAGCCCAAAGCUAGGGCGAUCAACAAAGGCGCAUAGUUUGGGGAAUAUCCAUGCCAACCAUGAACUGAGCAUUGCAGAGCCUCCGCCCCCUUUGCAGCAUGCUUCGUCAGGACCCAUUCAUGUUAGCUCACACAUUCAUGCACCACGACCGCAUAAAGCACCGAUGGUGAUGGACCCUAGUGAAACAAUGCCCCAUCCAUUAGAUAUCAAGUUAAUGUCAGGAGGCCCACCGAAGGCAGGCGAUGUGACACAUGUCGGUGCUACAAGGAUUCACAGUUUGGGGUAUGGGACAGGAAGCGAUAGCAGCAGAAGUGGUACUCCACCUCAUUGCUUUGACAAUCCUAUGGAAGACAAGGAAGAGAUGAGGCUUAGAGAGCUGGAGGAAGCAAGGGCCAGAGCAGCCCAGAUGGAGAAGACAAUGCGAUGGUGGUCAGACUGUACAGCAAACUGGAGGGAGAAGUGGGGUAAGGUUCGUGCUGAGCGUAACAAAGCUAGAGAAGAGGUCAGGCAGCUACGACUCAAGCUAGAAGCAACCAUGAAAGAAGCAAUAUCACUAAAGCGAGAGAAACAUGGACUUCUUGUAGACAAUGAACAGUUGCGCCUUAAAAUGAAACAAAGCAGUGGAGGAGACGUUGAAGCCUCCCCUCUAGACAAUGUUAACCAUGCCAGUGAUCUACCAGAGAGAGAUGUUGGUGUGAUACAGCUUCCACAGGACUUAGCACCGCCACAGGGAGUAGACUUUGUCUCGCAGCUCAUGGAGUCGCAAGAUUUGCCAUCACAGGAAGUGACCCUCUGUGACACCAUGAGUCAGACUGAUCUUCCAAUCUGCAGACCCAUGGAGAUCCAGACCUCUCCCGGAUGGGGUGCCGAUGAGACUUCAAGCACUAUAAUGGGUAAUGGCUCCUUCAUCCUGGGCGGUGGGAUCCAUGAUUUAAACCUGGACAGCAGGAGAGGAAGCCUGGGCUCCUCAUCCCAUGGCUCGAGGGAUAGCCCAAGCAGGAGAGGUAAGACCAAAGAGAUGCCAUCACCAUCGGAAGAGAAGGCUGAACAGAGGGCUUUUAUGCUGCAGAUGAAACUAGAUGAGGCUUCCAAGACCAUCCAGGUGGAGAGGCAAGAGAAGGACACCCUUCAUCAAGCCAUUAACAAGUUAGAACAAGAGGUAUCAUCUCUGAAGAUCAGAACAUCGGAUCUUCAAGAGGCAAAGGACACUGCAAUCAGGGAGGUGCAACUAUUGAAGACAUCUCAUCAGCAGGAGUUGGGUAGAAUUAUCAAUGACCUUGAAGAUGAAGCCAGCUCUAGGAAUCACAUGGAUAAGAGACUAGGGGCACUACGGAAAGAGCUUGAGAGGCUCCAGGCGGAGAAUGCAGCGGAAUGGGGCAAGAGGGAGCGUCUUGAGACUGAGAAGCUGAACUUGGAGCGGGAGAACAAGAAGCAGAGAUCCGAGAUUGAGGAUCUCAGGGAGACCAUCUCCAUCAGGAGCAAACAGACUACCAUGGAGAUGGAGAAUACUAUUAAGAACACACAGGAGGAUCUCAAAGCUAAGUCUGCGGAGCUGACGGAACUGAAGCACAGUCAUAACAAGAUGAAGAAGCUGCUAGCGGACAAACUGGCUGAGCUAGACCACACCACCACCAGAUGUCAACAGCAUGAAGAAGAUGUCAAGAAACUUAGAAUAAGAGUGGACGAACUGAAGAGGGACCUAGCUAGGAGAGAGGAUGAGGUCGAUGAAAGAAUAAACUUUGUGAAGAAAAUUCAGAGGAAUCUGGACGAGACGUUACAACAGAAUGAAAACCUCACCCUUCAAAUAGAUCAUCUACAAAACAGACUCCGUACUCAGACGUCAAAUCUUACUAUUGCCAAGAAGAGAAUGUCAACUCUGAAGAGGAAUGAUAAUAAAAGCGAUACCGAGUCCUGUUCCGACUGAUUGAGAAAUGGAUUGUACUCAAAGGAUCAUGUUUGAAUUUGCAAGAUAAUCGCUGCAUUUGAAAGUGACUCUUCUUAUCGCUAGGGAUUUGGGAUCUACCCUAUCAAACUAAAUAUCUCUAGGUAAUUUUUUUUUUUGAUCCCCAAGACAACUGGUACGUUAAAUAGCAAAUCUUAGCAAAGCCUGCUCUGAAACAGGAACCUGUGCAUUAUUUGAUUUAUUAUUUGAAUGGUGAUAGUUAUUUCUUAGAAGCAAAUCCUCAGGGGUGGAUACAUGCAGCAGUCAUUAAGCACCGUGAAAAGUGAAAGUCUGGACUAAGUUUUCAGCAGUUAUUACACUCAGCGUCAUUUCCUUACUAUUCUCGUUUCAGUAUUGUAAACAUCAAUUAGGAAUGAAGGACAGCCACUCUGAUAUAUGCUAAGCCAGAUUUCUGCCUGGAAGCCAUUGCAGAGAUAGUAUUGCUUUCAUUUCGAUUUGCAUUCAAUUAUGACAAGUGUCAUGUUUGUAAUCAAUUAAGUUCUCUCUUUUGCUAGUCAGUUUAAAAGAAACUAGACUGCAAGUAAACGAUGAUUAGAAACUCAAUGGUGUUUAGUCUUUUGAAUGUGUUUUUUUAUCCUUUCGAUUUCUGUUGAAGGAAGGUAAUUAUCUAGUACAAACAAUGACUUUCAGUAUCAAACAUUCUUUUAUUAAAUGUUAAAGCAGAUGUAUUCAUUCAUGAAUUGGCUUGAAUUGAAUCUUGUGCAAUAGGAGGGGGGCUUCAGCCCCCUCCCCCUUCACUUUUUUUCAAAAUCGUGUACAAAAACGUAAAAAUUACCAUCUGAUUUUGAUUUUUUGCGUGGUCAGUACCCCCCCCCCACUUUCAAAUCCUUUUCGUAGCCCCUUUUGUGUUUGAAAGGAUUCUUGUUUCUUUGUCUACAAAUUGUGUAAGUGAAAUGUUAGUUUCAAGUUUCCACUCACAACUCCCGUCCCUUCUGACCAAACAGAUUCCAGUUUCACAUUCCACACUUUUCUGGGAUACAUUUCCAUGUUACAGUUUAUACAAUUUUGUUUCUGUUGAAAGAAAUAUGAGUAGAACUAUCUAUUGAGAUAAGGUAACAUCAGCAAUCUGAUGUAAGGUUAUCAGUCUGGAUAUGUUCAUCAAUUUUAGAUGUUUGUGUUAUUUUUGUUUUGCCUUUAAUUAAAGUGGUGACAAUUCAUAACAGGAGACAUUGUAGAAUAGUGUUUGUCUUCUGAAUCAAUAUAAUCUACAUGUAUGAUACUAUAGCAAACUUGGAAUGUGAUAUAAUUGAGUGCAAAUACCCUUGAAGAAUUCAAAUUAUUUUCUUUGAUAUUCCGCAUACUAAAAAUCUUGCUAUAGGAUAGGUCAGAAGUCAGUCACGUGAUAAAGGAUAGUUUGCCCAUCAAUCAUCACUCACAGUGAUGGAACUUUUGUGUUUCGCUGAUUACUUCAGCCCAUAGGCACAUAACAUGUUUAAAUUAGUUGGAGUACUCGCGAAAUUAAGAGGUCGUUGCCCCUCAAUUUUUUUUUGGUCCAUCAUUCUCCAUCACAUGCAUUGACGAUCGCGCAAGAUCUAGAUGUUCACGCACUGUGUACAUACGCGCUAGUAGUAAAACUUUGCGCAAAAUAAAAUAAUUUCAGGUGACGAGGCAAACUAUCACUUCCUUGGCAAGCUGGAUGUACACGCUAUCUUUUUUUAGCUUCGCUUCGGAAAGAUCGCUACAUCUGUUUGCCUCGAAUGAUAGUUUACCCAUCACCUUCACCAACGAUGAUUAUUUGAUUUAUUUUUUAUUGAGGGGUAACUCUUACAGUUCACCCAGAUAUGCAUUAUAAUCAUGUGUUUCAUGGUUAAUUCAUUCUAUAGCAAUUGUUUUUGUGCUAAAUAUGUGAACUGUGCUUAUUUUUUUUCCUCUCAGUGUAUGCAUUCUUGAAACUGUCAGAUGAUGUGUAGUGUUGAAUGAAUAAUGUCACUCUUCAGCGUAGUCGGAUGCAAGUUAAUAUACCUUGAAGCUAGUUAUUAAAUCUUUAAUGUAGUGACCAUUAGUGCAGUAGAAGUGGUGUAGUCAACCAUUAACCAUUUUUACUCAUUAACUAAGUAAUUGGUGUGCACUGCUCAUAUUGGCAUCAAUUUAUCUUCUUUUUUCUGUACCCAUUCAGUUCGAAACGAGCCAAUAUAGAAAACCAACUUGAAAGUAGGUUACUUAGCUUUUCUUAGAACAUUUUAUGAAUGAAUAUAGGGAUUUUGUUCUUCACGCUAUGUGGCAAGUUUAGAAAUUACAAUUCUGAAUUAAGAUUUAAUAUCUAUAAAACUGGAGAACAGAAAUAUUACCCACAAAUGAUGUUGUGUUGCUGUUAACUAAGGUACAAUAGUUAGAAUGUCAACCAUUAAUAAGAUGUAUUUCACUAAGCAUCUCCUAACAACAUUUUUAAAUGGAAAUCAUUCUUGGAAGAAACAAACAUGGUUAUGGUUUGGUAAGUGCACUUGAAUAUUAAAAAUUGUAAUUUACAAUAUCUUGGAAUCACUAAAUUGGGGUAUCGUAAUUGCUACUGCUUUUAUCUAAGCCGGGUUUGUCUAAGCGCAGUUACAACUGAUGGUAAUUAAUUGUACCGUCAUGAAUGACCUCAUGGAUGGUUUAAUUUGAUUGGUUGUUUUGCUAGUGAUAUACCAUGAUAGAUUAAUUUAUUGCAUUGUUGUUCAUGGUUUUAUCAGGUCUUUUAUUUAAAGAAAUAUAUAAACAAAAUGAGUCAAUUCUUAGAAUAGCUAAUAAGGUUGACAAUUAGAGUUGCCUUAUAAUUGUAAAGUUCUAAAACAUUAGAUUCCUAGUCUGUAAAUAUCUUAUUUUUACCUUAAACCAUGCCAAAAUCUGCCAAACUAAAGCAUUUUAAAAUGUGACAUGAUCAUGAUCAAAGUCUGAAUAAAAAUACCAUGGCUGUAGGCUAGCGUUGUGUGCACAGAGGAAAUGCCAUUUUAAAUACAUGGAAAAAAAGUAGAAAUUAUUUGAUGGGCUUUAUAGGAAAUCUCUACAUACAUGUCUGAAAUGGAAUUGUUUUUUAUCUGAGCUGACUUUGUGGAAAUAUAUUUGUAUGAUUGCUGAACGAUAUCGUAAUCAUCAAUCGUCUGUCUUGAAAGGAAUUAGAUUUCUUGUAUAUUAUACCUGUGAAACAAAUAAGAGAAAAUAGUCAUAAUGUGUAAUUUUAUCGUGGAUAUGUGUAUUUAUAGCAAGGCUAAGAGGGCUAGUAUUCAUUAUUGACAGAUUCAUAUCACAUAUGACAUAUUGUAUAAUAGAACAUAUCAUAUUACCAUGUGCAUAGGCUAUUUGUAUGAUUAGCUGUAUAUUAAAAGGAGAAAGUUGUCUAGUUUUGUGAUACAUUGUAGAUAUAUUGUACAUUUCAUGAAUUGUUCUGUCUGCCUGUCUACUUGUCUCCUUGUCUGUCUCUGUCCUUUUGUCCAUUAUCUUUGUUUUUAAUUCCCAACUGCUCCAUUUACUUAUAUUUCAUUAUAAAAUAUCAUAUAUACAAUUUUACAGCUCAUGUCUGCAUUUAGAUUUAGAUAUUCAUCUUUCUCUUGUCUUUCGAAGCAUGUCAACAUUUAUUGAUAUGCCCUGUAUUUAGAUUUGAGUCUUCUUACUUUUCAUGAGUAUAAUGUUUAUCUAUUUAUUUAUUUAACUUCACAGCAUUUGUGUAUUGAUUUUGUAUUACGCAUAUACCACCAAUGAUGAUGAAUUCAUGACUAUUUAUUUUACCAUAUUUUGUGUUUAUAUUAUUUUACUACUGAGUAACAAAUUGAUCAUGCUUUAAAAUGUAAUUAUUCCACAACAUGAGUAUAAUGUUCAGAUGAAAGAUGAUGCAAUGACAUUUGGCAGAUGAUAAUUGCUUGGAACAACAUAUUCUUUUUAAAUUGCUCCUACGGCCAAAUCUCUCUUGGUAUAGGCAUUUGUCAUAUCACGAGGAGCAGUCGUCCUGAAACAUGAUAUGGUGUUCAACCCUAUAAAAGGAGGUUCUCUUGCUUACUGGUAGGCUACAUUGUGAUGUAAUAUGGAUAGUUUUGAACUCUGGGUACUCCGGGUUCAGUUCCAGAUUGAAUCUGUUAUAUCACUUAGUCAAAUGAAACACUAGACUUCAAUUACUUUGUUCCAAAGAAAAACCCAAGUUAUUUCUUACUUACUUUCUUCUUUUUUUGUUUGUUGAUUUUAUCAUUUCACUACAUAAUUGAAUUUUAUAUACCAUGGAUAUAAAUAUUCUAAAAAUAUAUGUACAUGGAUUAAUUUGUUGAAUUUGCUUAAGGGAGGAUGCUCAUUGGAGCCUCAAUGAUUUUUCAAGGACAUCAUUUAGUUAGAGUAUGCUCCAAAUUUUCCUGAAAUGUUGGCUUUGUUUUGGACCCCCACCUCUUCUGCUGAAUGCAUGCAAGAGUUGUUUCCAUCCCUAAUCUUUGCAUUUUUUUUUAAACAUUCUUUGCAACUAAUUGCUUUGAUAAAUGCCUAUUUCAUAAUUUGAAAUGUGUUGGAUUAUUGGAUAUGUACCUUGAAAAUAAUGUAUUCUCUCUUUUCACCCACCUUGACAAUUAUGUGUGAUAGAAUUCACUAGUCAGUAAUAGUGAGAUAAUGUAAAACAUGGGACCUUUCAGUUAGAACCAAUGGUCCAUACAUGAUUUGUUAUCUUUAGCCACUAGUUAUUUUUCAAGGAAUUUCACACUGACCAGGUAAUACUUUUAAAUGCAUUCUUUAGUAGAAAAUCAUAUUUUUAUAAAAGAAGUUUCAAGAUGUUUAAAAAAAAAGGCUUAAAUAAACUUGGUACUGAGUGUUACUUGUAUCGAGAGACAAUUCUUUUUUUUGUUUUCAUUCAAAUUUACAGUUUAUUUUAAGGUAUUCACUUUGUAUCGUAGAUCAUGGCACGAGCAGUAUUCUUUAUUCCUUAUGACAAAACAAAUGUAUUCUCUUUUCCUUUUGUGUCUGUGUAGUUCUUCAAGCAAGAAUGAUCAUGAAUAAUAUGCCAUGAAGUAUAGCAUGAGACAAGGAUUGGAAUAGACAUAAUUUAUAUGAGAGAUUGGAUGGCUGAUUUAUGUGUCUGGUAUGACAAUGUUGUACAGUCUUGAUAUGAUGAAUAAUGGUAUCAUGUUCAAUCAUAAUAAAUGAGAUUGUAUAAAAAGAAA
This is a messenger RNA of Lytechinus pictus (painted urchin), 7467 nucleotides long. RefSeq names its product coiled-coil domain-containing protein 102A-like. The record is from RefSeq and is a predicted model, not a curated record. The coding region runs from base 278 to 2320 and encodes 680 amino acids. The transcript has 7 exons. Lineage: Eukaryota; Metazoa; Echinodermata; Echinoidea; Temnopleuroida; Toxopneustidae. Gene Ontology annotation, cellular component: myosin complex.